Molecule: messenger RNA, 717 nt
Organism: Trypanosoma grayi
Lineage: Eukaryota; Euglenozoa; Kinetoplastea; Trypanosomatida; Trypanosomatidae
Product: putative ras-related protein Rab-2A-like
Exons: 1
Coding region: 1-717 (238 amino acids)
Molecular function (GO): GTP binding; GTPase activity
Source: RefSeq, a predicted model, not a curated record
AUGACAGAUUAUGUUUUCAAGUACAUUCUUGUUGGCGACAGUGGCGUGGGGAAGAGCUGCCUUCUGAUGCAGUUCACCCAGGGCCGCUUCUCCUCAAAGCACGACAUUACAAUUGGCGUCGACUUCGGCGCGAGGAUUAUCAAAAUAUCGAACUGGGGUGCUGGCGACAGUAGCGGAAGCAAUAAGCUAUCUUCUGGCACCAAUAGUACUUGUACUAGUGCUGGGAAGACAGUUAGAAUUCAGGUCUGGGACACUGCCGGACAGGAGCACUUCCGUAGCAUCACGCGGAGUUACUUUCGUGGGGCCAUCGGUGCCAUUCUUGUUUAUGACAUAUUCAAUCGCGACUCCUUCACGCACGUGCAGGGCUGGCUGCGUGAGUGUCGUGAGCAUAGCAGCAAUGCCCAUAUCACGAUCCUUCUCGUCGGCAAUAAAACAGACCUUCUUGAAGGGGAUGGAACGGAUGGUCGUACGCGAGAGGUCAGCAAGGUUGAGGGCGAGGCAUUUGCCGAGCGCCACGGCCUAUUAUUCAUUGAAACGAGCGCCAAGAGGAGCGAGGGGGUGGAUGAGGCGUUUGAGAUGGUCGCGCGCAGCAUAUGUGAAAAGAUACAGCGUGGCUUGAUCGAUGGGGAGGUGCUGCGCGGUGACAACGGAAGGCUGCAGCCAACGAUGUUCUCAAUUCGCGGAAGUUCUUCUGGUGACAACGGCGGCUGCUGCUAA